CGCAGGGCGGGGAGCGGCCGGGCCCUGAGCGGGGCCGCAGCUGGGACGGCGCCGCCUGCCCCCGGCCGCGCAGCCAUGGGCUCGGGCUGGAGCAGCGAGGACGAGCGGCAGCCGCUGCUGGGGCCCGCGCCGCCCGCCGCCGGCACCCCGGGGCCCGGGCGGGUGUACGCGCGGCGCUGGCUGGUGCUGCUACUCUUCUCGCUGCUGGGCUUCGCGCAGGGCCUGGUAUGGAACACCUGGGGCCCCAUCCAGAACUCGGCGCGCCAGGCCUACGGCUUCUCCAGCUGGGACAUCGCGCUGCUAGUGCUCUGGGGGCCCAUCGGCUUCCUGCCCUGCUUCGCCUUCAUGUGGCUCCUGGACAAGCGAGGUCUGCGGGUCACGGUGCUUCUGACGUCCUUCCUCAUGGUCCUAGGGACCGGCCUGAGAUGCAUACCCAUUUCAGACUUGAUGCUCAAAAGAAGACUGAUCCAUGGAGGACAGCUGUUAAAUGGAUUGGCAGGGCCCACUGUUAUGAAUGCAGCUCCCUUCCUCUCUACGACAUGGUUUUCUGCCGACGAACGUGCCACGGCCACAGCCAUUGCCUCCAUGCUCAGCUAUCUCGGUGGGGCAUGUGCAUUUCUGGUUGGGCCACUUGUUGUUCCAGCUCCAAAUGGGACGUCACCACUUCUUGCUUCAGAGAGUAGCAGGGCACACAUUAAAGAUCUCAUAGAGACUGUAUUAUACGCAGAAUUUGGAGUUGUCUGCUUGCUAUUUUCUGCGACACUAACUUAUUUCCCAUCCCGGCCUCCUCUUCCUCCCAGCGUUGCAGCAGCUAGUCAGAGGUUGAGUUAUCGGCGGAGCUUUUGCAGAUUAUUAAGCAAUUUGAGGUUUCUGAUGAUUGCUUUAGCGUAUGCCAUACCACUGGGUGUAUUUGCCGGCUGGUCAGGAGUUCUGGAUUUGAUUUUAACACCGGUGCAUGUCAGUCAAGUAGAUGCUGGCUGGAUUGGAUUUUGGUCCAUAGUUGGAGGCUGCAUUGUUGGAAUAGCUAUAGCAAGGUUUGCAGAUUUUAUCAGGGGUAUGCUGAAACUAAUCCUUCUCCUCCUGUUUUCUGGGGCUACGUUGUCAUCCACAUGGUUUACCCUGACCUGUUUGAACAGCAUCACACACCUACCUUUAACCACAGUGACCCUGUACACAUCCUGCAUCCUCCUGGGAGUGUUCCUCAACAGCAGCAUACCUAUAUUUUUCGAGCUUUUUGUGGAAACCGUCUACCCAGUUCCAGAAGGAAUUACUUGUGGAGUUGUCACGUUUUUAAGUAAUAUGUUCAUGGGAGUUCUUUUAUUCUUCCUCACAUUUUACCAUACAGAGCUGUCUUGGUUCAACUGGUGCCUUUCCGGUUCAUGCUUGCUCAGCCUCCUCCUCAUCCUGUGCUUCAGGGAAUCCUACGACAGACUCUAUCUUGAUGUGGUUGUGUCGGUUUAAUAGCACAGACUUGGAGUUUCACAGGAGACCAGAAAUCAAUACUGCGAACUGCACAUUUACUUGGGAUUGCACAUCAAACACAACGAGGAACGAAGAGGAGAGAAGCAUCUUUCAAUGAUCACAUCCAUGUAAUUGCUUCCAAGAAACCAUAAUGAGGGACUUGAGUGAUAAUAGGGGAUUUUUUAACUCCAGAAGUGGCAUACCUGUGCCUGAUUUCGGGGCUUGGUGUUGUGAUGUUUUACACAGAAAUCACUACCUAAAUAAUACCUUCUGUGUUUUGUGCCAGUGUUCAACUACUGAUUAGAAAGUUGUAUUUAUGAAAGGAAAUAAAGGGUGUCUAAGAUAUGAAGACAAUGCCUUCCCUUAGUCACAGAACAGAAUUGGAGGAAAUGCCACUAACUUCUAAAGAAGUCUAAACCCCUAUAGAUUUUAAUUCUAAAGUAGCCCAGAGGCAGAUCUAUGUUGAGAUUGGCCACCUGUACACUACAUUUUUCUAAUAAAGCCAUUUCUUAUAUGACUCCUUAUUUCUGAUUCGGUCAGAACUCUCUGGCCUUCUUUAUUCUGGUGAACAAGUGCUUUCCAGGGACUUGAAGGCACGCUCUUCGUGUCUCAGUCUUAGCUUAACCUUGUUUUUGUGAAGUGCAGUUUCCUCUAUUAGGAUCUUAAAUAGUUAUAUUAAAGGUGACUAAAUGUUUAAUAUAGUUGUAUUCAGUAUUGUAUAAACAAUGUAAUUCUGUUCUGAUUUAGCACUUUGUUAAAAGUGAAAUGAUACAUCACAUAGACUGUGUCUUUAUCCUCUAUAUAUGUAUAUAUACAUAUAUAUGUAAUUAUAUAAUGGCAUGGGAUGUGAAGUCCAGGGCCAGCUAUUAUUUACCAGGGUUACAUUUUAUUUAAAUGACCCUUGUUUGAAAAUAAUUUAUAAAAUUGAAACUUUGAAAUCUGUGGAGUAAUUUCUGAAUUAUCUUCUUGUAUUUCAAUUCAGGUUGUAAAAUAUUCAAUUCUAUGUGGAGUCAAUAUAUUUGAGAGAGCAGUAUUUUGCUGAUACUCUGUUUUUUUUCUAUAAGUGAUAACUCCUUUUUUUAAAAAAUAACAGUUAUUCAUUAGACAGUUCUCAGGAAUGUAUUUCACCAUGAUGUAAAGUAUGCUGGCUGUGAUCAGUUAAUUGUAAACACAACUGCACUCGGACCAGCCAAGAGAGUCUCUUGCCCGAACGCCUGUCUUCCCCGGGGCCCCUCGGAGGGGAUGGGCUCCAGCUUCCCUCCCCACCCUGAGCAGAGCUCCCCGGUGGCCGAAGACCACUGGAACCUAGCUAUAGCCAUGCUGGAGGCCCCUCUCCACACGUUUGGACAGGCCUCAUGCAUGAAGGUACCAGCAGAGGAACCCAGGUAUGUGUGAUCCCAUCAACGGCCAACAUCCAGAGAGAGACUUAAAAGCAAGCUCUCAGAAGAUAUCUUUAGCCUUCUCCCUCUGGGAGAAACUGGCAAUCUUCUGAGAGUUUCCUGUCCACAUGGGACAGCCUUGCAAGCUUCCCAUGGUGUAUUCAUAUGCAAAAUCCAGUAACAAGCUGUAUCUCAUUCCCCUGACCCUGAAGAGCCCCCAGUGCAACAUCGUUAGGAGGGCUGAGUCGAGAUGGACUUCUAAGAUCUCAGGGAAAGGACGAAAUGAGAUGUUACUGAGCCCGCCCAAGAAAUCAGUGAUUAAUGGGAUUUCGUGAUUGUGAUCGUAAAGUAUGCUGUCGUGUGAUUAUGGCAUUACCACUGUUCCACCAUUUACCUAAUUCCCCUCAUGCAGAAAAAUACACUUUCUCAGAUUGUAAAGAAUAGGGGUUCGUUAACCUCAGCUCUCUCUAACUCCCACCCCUCCUCCUUUUACCCUUACUUAUAUCUAAAUACAUAUUUUAUUGGUCUUUUUCUGGA
This is a messenger RNA of Sorex araneus (European shrew), 3377 nucleotides long. It is a transcript of the gene SLC49A4, whose product is annotated as solute carrier family 49 member 4. The transcript is spliced from 9 exons. The coding region runs from base 76 to 1461 and encodes 461 amino acids. Lineage: Eukaryota; Metazoa; Chordata; Mammalia; Eulipotyphla; Soricidae. The record is from RefSeq and is a predicted model, not a curated record. Gene Ontology annotation, cellular component: intracellular membrane-bounded organelle; membrane.